AUGGCUGUGCAAUCGGACUCUGGAGGGAAAGACGACGUGAAAACCCAGUUUGUGACUAGAGAAGGCACUUACCGCUUGAUGACUUUGUCGGAGUACUCGAGGCCUAAUCGCGUGGGUUACACGAGUGGCUCAGGUUCUUCGCAUGUACGAGUGUCGCUGGUCAGCCUACCGCCAGGGCCUGGGGGCGGAGCACCCGGUUCUGACGGUCAAGGUUCCGAUGAUAGAAUAUGUUUCAACCAUGGAAAAGAACUCUAUGUUUACGUGUAUAGAGGUGUUAAAAAGGGGGGCAGUGUGUCGUUAGUUAUAGGAUUUUCUACUGGCCAAAUACAACUCAUAGACCCUAUUAAGAAGGAAUUAAGUAAAUUAUACAAUGAAGAGAGACUGAUCGAUAAAACCCGAGUGACCUGCAUCAAAUGGGUGCCAGGAUCGAGCAACCUAUUUAUUACGGCGCACGCGUCCGGGCAACUCUACGUGUACAACGAAGAAUUGACUUGUGGGACCACGGCCCCUCACUACCAACUCUUUAAGCAAGGAGACGGUUAUUCAAUACAUACGUGUCGAACUAAGUCCACCAGGAACCCACUAUACAGGUGGAUAAUAGGAGCCGAAGGCAGCUGCAUAAACGAGUUUGCCUUCUCACCGUGCGGAACUAAUCUAGCGGUCGUCUCCCAGGAUGGCUUCCUAAGAGUAUUUCAUUACGAUACGAUGGAACUCAUCGGUCGAGCUCGAUCGUAUUUCGGUGGGUUUCUGUGCGUGUGCUGGUCUCCGGACGGAAAAUACGUGGUCGUCGGCGGGGAGGACGAUUUAGUGACGGUUUGGUCUUUCAGUGAAAGAAGAGUGGUAGCCAGAGGACAAGGCCACAGGUCGUGGGUGUCCGUCGUCGCCUUCGAUCCCUACGUCGUGAGUUUCAGCGAGCCGGAGAGCGAGGAGGGGGUCGAAGACGACAGACGGAAAAGUGAGAGCGUGCAGUGUUAUAGGUUAGGCAGCGUAUCUCAGGACACACAGUUGUGCCUGUGGGACCUCACCGAGGACGUGCUGAGGCCCCCGGUCCGGGCGAGGGCGUCGGCGCAUCUCUCGCCCAACAGUCAGACGUUUUCACCGAACGGGGUGCCCGGGAUGAAGGUUCCGGCGAAGGGCGCCAAAACGAACAAAAUAGGCCACAAACACGCCGAGCUGAGCGGGAACGCGAACGCGGCCGGCGAACCGUCCGGGGCGAAGCCGGCGAAGACGAAGACGAACAACGCGUCGACGCUGAACAUAAGCGUCGGGAAGGCGAAGGAGGAGAGCUCCGGCUCGCUCGGAGUGAACUCGCUGACGCAGCGGCUGGCCGGCUUCUCGUUCGGCGAGCGGCGGUCGGAGCACCGGCGCAACUUCAGCCUCACGUCGCGGCCGGGCGAGCUCAAGGCGGCGGCGGGCGGCGCGGCGCUGCGCGGGCGCUCGGCGGGCGCGGGGCCGGGCGCCGACGCCGCCGACCCGCUGCGGCUCAUCGGCACGGCGUCGUGCCCGCGCUUCGACGAGUGCCCGGUGCUGGAGCCGCUCGUGUGCAAGAAGGUGGCGCACGAGCGGCUCACGGCGCUGCACUUCCGCGCCGAGUACUUCGUCACGGCCUGCGCCGACGGCGCCGUCAACACGUGGGCGCGCCCCCCCCGCCCGCCCGACGAGCGCCGCGCCGACUGCCUCGACCUGGUGGACUAG
Arctia plantaginis is the source of this 1695-nucleotide messenger RNA. The record is from the annotation of a GenBank genome assembly. Lineage: Eukaryota; Metazoa; Arthropoda; Insecta; Lepidoptera; Erebidae.